This is a messenger RNA of Sycon ciliatum, 3785 nucleotides long. RefSeq names its product vacuolar protein sorting-associated protein 54-like. The record is from RefSeq and is a predicted model, not a curated record. Gene Ontology annotation, cellular component: GARP complex. Lineage: Eukaryota; Metazoa; Porifera; Calcarea; Leucosolenida; Sycettidae. The transcript is spliced from 26 exons. Gene Ontology annotation, molecular function: syntaxin binding. Gene Ontology annotation, biological process: retrograde transport, endosome to Golgi; Golgi to vacuole transport. Bases 151 to 3102 code for a protein of 983 amino acids.
GAUCAGACAGCAUUUUUUGGAGUGAUUGAUUUCGUUGUUCUUUCAACAUUGCAAUGUAAAAGAAAAUUAAUUGAAUGGUGAAGUAAGAAUGGAAAUCUGAAUACCGGUAUGCGAUUGGAUUUGUGGAGGUAAAACUAUAGGUGAUGAGCGAUGUCCCCAUCAUCAACUCGUCCGCGAAAGAGCAAGCAGAAUGGAGACGACGAGCUAUGGACAGUUUAUUCUGCUCGAGUGUGCCUGCCAUCACUGCUGCACGAUCCAACUGCAGGGCCUCGUGGCAAUUCUGACAUCUUCACACAGACUUGGGGAGAUGACUUCAUUCCAUCUACAGAAGUUAGUCCUUCGGUGACGCUGCCCUACAUCGGUAGACAUGAGUUGAUGAAGCAGCUGAAACUUGUUGCCAGGAACCGGGCAAACCGCAUCCAGGGAAAUCAGCUCUUGAAGGAUGGUGCAGCCACAUCUUCGCAACAAGCACCAGCUAGCAAGGAAUCGCAUCCUGAAGAUGAGCUGAGUGCUAUUCCACAGAUCUUCUUUCAGUCAAACUUUGUCUUGGAGGAGCCGCAGACGUUCCAUGCCGUGAUCCCCUGGAACAAGCUGGUGUUCUGCAAUGACACAGCGACAGCACCCUCGACAGGAAAUGAAAAUGGUGGAUCUUCUGCAGCGGCCGUGGCAGCGGUGGCGAGUGCAAGCGCUGCUCACCGAGGUCCUGCAACAGGUCACCGAGUGUCGCUUGUACCAUCACACGGAACGGCCAAGCUUCUGGAAGAGCAGCUGUCUCAAUACCUGGACUUGACAGAGGUGCACCUGGCACGUCAGGUGUCAUCUCGGUCUGAUGACGUCUUCGAGGCCAUGCAGUGCUACAGCAAACUGCAUGAGGAUGCGGCGUCUGUGUGUGCUCAGAUACGUCACGUUCGGAAAGAUUUACACCACACUGACUCGCUUGUGUCCACUGAGCACCUACGGCUGUUGAAGCUAGCACGUGAACGAGACAUCUAUGCAAACCUCUAUAGGAAGUUGAAACUGAUGGCAACAGUCCACCAGACACAACCAACAAUUCAAAUGUUGCUGGCAACACAUGACUACGUAGGGGCAUUGGACCUGAUCGCUACCACCCAGGAAGUCCUGCAGCAGGAGCUGGCUGGAAUGCAAUGUUUUCGGCACCUUGGCUCGCAGCUGUCGGAACUAGAGAAGAUGAUCAACAGGAUGAUGGAGGCCGAGUUUGUUCAGCUGGCGACCGCCCGUUUGGAUAUGCCCACAGGGGAUGGCGCUGAUGCUGCGGCAGCUGAUGAAGAGGAUCAGCUGUCUGCUGUGAUCAUCGGCUUGAUUAGACAGCGCAACCUGCUAUUUCUCACUCACUAUCGGGACCUCUGCUUCUCCUCCCUCAAGUCACAGAUUCGAAAGACUGUUUUGCAGUUCAUGGGUGAUCACCUGGACACUCAAGACGAGCAGAUGAGCAUUGCUGAGCAGAUGCGUCAGCUGGAAUAUCCUCGCUGGAGAGCCAUGCUCGACAAUGUGUUCGUUUCAGUGCUGGCUGUGCUACAAGCUAUGGAGGACAAUCACAAGAUCAUAUUGCGAAUGUUAGCUGCGUGUCUUGAGGCUGGAGAAACUGAGCCGUUGCCGGAUCCAAGGCCGUCUUCUAUUCAACAGCGCGAGACAAGUACAGCUGGUGUUGCUUUCUUUGACCCAGCUGGCAUGUCUUCCACCGAUGCCCCACAUUCGCUAUCUUCCCUGGAGUCAGUGACAGGGGAUCUGGAAGACGAUAUGUUGGACACACUGGAUGAUACGCGACUUGUUCCGCCGAAGUCUGGCCAAGCUCUGCUGCAAGAACUUGACGCUGCGCAACCUACUGGCGCUGCUGCUGCGACUUCACAAUCUCCUGAACACGAGCACCAAGCACCAGACGGCUACAUAACCCGGGCAGAGUAUGCACAGGUGGCAGGCAGCAGCUAUGAGCUGCUAGUGGCGGCAUGCGACUUGGCACAUGUGCGUUGUGCAAAGCUGCUUGGAGUGAGGACGCGGGAUGUUUCGUUCAGCAAGCUACGCAUUGGUGAGAUUGUUCAGCUGUCAAGGCAGGUAGAAGACUUCAUUGCGGUCACGGAAAAAAUUACGGGUCGACAGUGUCAUACGAACCUUCGCGCCAGUCUCAUGAGUCAAUGCAAGAAAGUUGUGGAUCGGUUCCACGAGGAGCAUCGAUCUCAGCUUAGCUUGAUCUUGGAAGGAGAAAGAUGGCAGCAAGCAGAAGUCCCGGUCGAGUUGCAGUCGCUGAUAUCUCAGCUGGAAUCAAGUCGCAAUAUGGAGGCUGCAGGUCUCCAGCAGUCAUCUAGUCCAUCGCACUCCCGUCGCUCUCCAGUAGCCGGCAAUAAAUCUCACCUGUUGGUUCGUGGAGAGCAGUUCGCUGUGGCUGGAGCUCCGCUGUUCUUGCUCAAGAUGGUUUCAGAGUACUGCCAGUGUGUUAAUGACAUGCCUGUGUUGGUGUCGGACAUCUUGAAUCGCCUGCUUGACCUGCUUCGGCUUUUCAACAGGCGUACUGGCAGCUUAGUCCUGGGAGCAGAAGCCAGAAGGUCCACAGGCUUGAAGACCAUCACAGCAAAACACUUAGCCUUGGCAUCUCGCUGCUUGGACGCUGUGCUUAGCUACUUGCCAUUAGCAAAGGCACACUUUCAACACUACCUACCUGUGCGACAGCGCAUUCUGCUGACAGAAUUUGACCCCGUGUUUCAGGAUUACCGCACACAUCGAUCUGAGAUCCUGAACAAGCUAGUCUCCAUGAUGGAGGAUACAAUAUCAAGACAGCUGGCAAAGUGGGAAGCCAAGGCACCUAUUCCCAGCCCCAACUUCCAAGCCAUCAACAAGCAAACGGGAAAGCUUCACGGAGCAUUGGCUCCUGUUCUGUCUCCUGACCAGUUGGAGCUUGUUUUCAACAACGUCCAGCUGUCGUUUCGCACUCACUUCUUGGAUCGCAUCCGGCGCUUGGCGAUUACCCCCGGUGGACCGCAACAUGGAAUCGUCAGUGCAGAGCUCAGCUAUCUGGCAGAGUAUUUGAAUGCUCUGGAAGGUCUACCUGACCUUGGUGAGUCCUUGAUGGAUAUGUGGCAUCAUCCCUGAUGGAUAUGUGGCAUCAUCAUUGAUGGAAAUGUGGCAUCAUCCCUGAUGGAUAUAUGCCAUCAACAUUGAUGGAUAAGUGGCAUCAUCCUUGAUUGAUUGAUUGGUCUGCGUUGCCAGCGGAGUACUCGCUCCUCGUCCUCUGGCAUCAUGGUGCGCACAUCUCCGCUUGCUUUCCUGUCUGUUGCUCAUCACAGGAAUGGCUGAGGUGUGUUUGUCUUUGUCUCCUGCGUGCGCUGAUCGCUGUGUACAUAGCUAGCUCUUAAAAAGUAGUAUUGCUUGUUUACUCGGGCUCUCUCUCAUGUAAGAUACAUCUACUAAGUCUUGCUUUUCAUAUUUCUAUUCUGACUUUCCUGUUGUAUUUAGUAUUACUUUACUCGGCCAUGACACUGCCUGAAUUAUUUUUGCUUUACCCAGUUUUAACAAUGAACAUAUUUUAUCUCCGCGCUUCACACGCUUCUACUUUGAAGUAGGAAUGUUUCUUGCCAUGGAUGCUGCUGACGUCAUGACGUCAUUUGGUUUUAUUGCUCUGCAUAAUGCCGAUCAUGCGUACAAUCGUUGCCACCUCUUUUGUAUUUUCUAUUUAUACUGUGCGAUUUUGCUCGGCAUUAAUUUUUCUCUGCUUAGUUCUUUCUCUGGGACGACACUCUGUCACUCUGUUUGGCGAGGGUUUUGUUUUGUCAAGA